AUGGCAGAAACACCGGAAGAUGUCGUCGUCGCAACACCGAAACCAAAGCAAGGACUCUUCCAUCAUUUCCGGUGGUUCGAUGAGAAUGAUACGCCAGAAGAGAGGAAGUUAAUCUGGAAGUUGGAUCUUCUGAUUGUUCCAUACGCAUUGUUGGUGUACUGGGUGAAAUAUCUCGAUGCAGCAAAUCUGAACAAUGCGUAUGUCUCCGGAAUGAAAGAAGACUUGAACCUGGGGGGCAAUGAUCUUUCACACUUGCAGUCGGCUCUUCUGAUUGGGAAUUGUAUCGGACAGGUCCCAGGAGCAUACUUCUUCCCCAAAGUGCCACUACACAUUCUCAUCCCGGCUUUGGGGCUUGGCUGGGGUAUCUUCAAUUUGCUGCAAUAUAGAGCAAAGGGCCUGCCUGAACUGAUUGCAUACCGAUUUCUGAUCGGCUUGUUUGAGGCAAGUCGAAAUGAUGCUAGCCCUUUCUUCAUCGCUGUUCACUAUACCUUGGGAUCAUGGUACAAAGGCCACGAGCUGGAUAGAAGAGGCUCAUGUUUCUACAUCGGCCUCGCCCUGGGAACACUCACUGCUUCUCUCCUCCAAGCAGCUGCCACUAAAAACCUCGACGGGGUGAACGGUCUCGAAGGAUGGCGCUGGAACUUUAUCAUCACCAGCGUCUGCACGCUUCCCCUCACUUUUGUCGGAUGGUUCAUUUUCCCCAGCACUCCAGAUAAACCAAAUAGAUUCUCGAUCAACAAGAGAGAUAUCGAGAUUGCGAAGAAACGCCUUGAGAGUUCGGGACAUAGACCACCUGCGGACUGGACAUGGAAAUUGGUGAAGAAAGUCUUCUCGACUUGGCAUAUCUAUGUCUUGGUAUUUUGGAACAUAAUGUUCUGGAAUGGAUCACUGAACACUGCCAAUGGAGGCUAUCUGCUAUGGAUCAAAUCGCUCAAGCGGUAUAGUAUUCCCGAGGUCAACAAUCUUGGUGCGACCAUGCCAGCAAUCGGUAUCUUCAUCACGCUCGCCGUCUGUUUCGGAGCAGAUUUCUUUAGAUCACCUGCUUGGGCGAUUACCUUAGCAUACAUCGUGAACAUCCUAGGUUUGGUAAUAAUCAUCAUCUGGGAAGUCCCCGAGCCCAGCCUGUGGUUUGCCUUCAAUACAACCUAUUUUGCCAACGCAAUAUCCUCUGUUCUCUAUGGCGGUUCCACACAGUUGGGCACAGAACAUACUUCGGCACUCCCCGAACAACGCGCUUUCACGCGGGUAAUGAUGAAUGCGAUCUGUCAAUCUACCACAGCCUGGACUCUGAUUCUGACAUUCCCCACGGUCGAAGCCCCGAGAUUUACGAAAGAAUACUCGUUCGUGGUUGCUUGUGCGAUUAUAUUGAUUGUUAUGACACGACAGCAUAAGGAGUUGCAGGAAAGUGAUGAUGAAAGGAGCAGGGAGGUUGCAGAUUUAGUUGAGCCAACUACUAUUGAGGUGGAGCCGAUUAAGAAGAUUUGA
Molecule: messenger RNA, 1485 nt
Organism: Cadophora gregata
Lineage: Eukaryota; Fungi; Ascomycota; Leotiomycetes; Helotiales; Ploettnerulaceae
Product: MFS transporter (Seo1)
Exons: 6
Coding region: 1-1485 (494 amino acids)
Biological process (GO): transmembrane transport
Cellular component (GO): membrane
Molecular function (GO): transmembrane transporter activity
Source: RefSeq, a predicted model, not a curated record